AUGAAUAAUAUGAUACUGAGAGGUGAAUUGGCAGAUUACCUCACAACAAAGGAGUACGUGAAGCCUCGGGAGGUCAACCCUCAGAAAGUCGAAGGUAAUCAAGUGAAGGUCAUCCAUGCAAUACAUGGAAGAUCGGAGGAUGAUCAAGAGUCAGAGGAGGUUUAUAGGUCCCGACUGAGAACAACCCAUAAGCUGAGGCUAUCCUCGGUAAAUGUUAUUGCUUCGGGAAGCGUCAACAUUGGGUUCGGCAAUGGAGAUCUAUCUAGAGUUCAACUCCCCCACGAGGAUUCGUUGGUCAUCAAUCUCUUGGUGGCGAAUUGCAUGAUUAAGAGGGUUUUGAUAGACCCAGGGAGCAGUGCCAACAUCAUCACAAAGGCGGUCUUUGAGCAACUAGAGAUUCUGUCAUCAUCAAUUCGGCCCACCUCCAGCCCAUUGAUGGGGUUCGAUGGUACAAAGGUGGACCCCUUGGGAAAGAGGUUGGAUCCACCGAAUGAACGGGGUUUCAUCUACCCUUCAUCAGGUGAUGCGAUACUUGUCUCCGGAUGGUAG
Cornus florida is the source of this 549-nucleotide messenger RNA. RefSeq lists its product as uncharacterized. The transcript has 2 exons. The coding region runs from base 1 to 549 and encodes 182 amino acids. Lineage: Eukaryota; Viridiplantae; Streptophyta; Magnoliopsida; Cornales; Cornaceae. The record is from RefSeq and is a predicted model, not a curated record.